Arctia plantaginis is the source of this 480-nucleotide messenger RNA. The record is from the annotation of a GenBank genome assembly. Lineage: Eukaryota; Metazoa; Arthropoda; Insecta; Lepidoptera; Erebidae.
AUGAAAGAUCCUUUUGUAAAGGAUUCGGUUAUCGAUUCGCCGACACGAGAUAGUCUGAGAAAUGUGGAUGGUUGUUACAACAAAAACAUAUUCAAGACUAAUUCGUUUGCUAAUUCACGUCGUGCAUUACAAUCUGGGGCUGAUAAAAUCACUAGAACGCUACGAAGUGUAAGAAACACAUUCGGAAAUUUGUCUCAGCAUUUCAGGCUGGGAGGUAGGCGUCGUCACCGGCUAGCUGAACCUGUUUCCCCUUGCCGAACUCCAUCUACUCCAGUGAUGAAGAAAAAACAGCUAUUGGGCAGAAGUCCUACAAAGCUGUAUAGUCCAUUUGGCAUAGAGACACCCCAUAGCCGUGACUUCAGAAUGACACCCUACAUGCCAGAUACACCAGAACAUGGUCUUUCACCAAAACGGCGUAAAGGUGUCACCCAUUCGUGGCACAUCCUUGCCAAGAAGAGACCACGAGCACUAUUCCAUUGA